Molecule: messenger RNA, 3561 nt
Organism: Daphnia magna
Lineage: Eukaryota; Metazoa; Arthropoda; Branchiopoda; Diplostraca; Daphniidae
Gene: Klp61F
Product: kinesin-like protein Klp61F
Exons: 10
Coding region: 140-3511 (1123 amino acids)
Biological process (GO): microtubule-based movement; mitotic spindle assembly
Cellular component (GO): spindle microtubule; nucleus
Molecular function (GO): microtubule binding; plus-end-directed microtubule motor activity; ATP binding
Source: RefSeq, a predicted model, not a curated record
UUCAAAUCUAACUGGCUUCGUGGUGUGUCCGCCUACUGCUCCCUGAUUUUACCCCAGUCACUUCGAUUAGAUGACCGUUGCAUAAAGUGCGCCACAGUCUUUGUUCAGUUUUAAUCAAACCAAUGGUAGUACUCAGAUUAUGAGCGAUAUUAAACGCAGAGAAAUGAGAGACAAGAACCAAAAUAUCCAAGUUUUCGUCCGAAUUCGGCCUGUUAGUUCGCAAGAAAAAGCAGCCCGUUCGCCCAUUGUGGUUGAGACCCCAGCAGGCAACAAUAAGGAGGUCCAGGUGGUGGAAAAAAGUUCUUUGACUAAAUCAUUUGCUUUUGAUCGGGUCUUUGGGACCAAUUCAAAGCAAGUAGAUGUCUACAAAGUCGUUGCAGCCCCACUGGUGGACGAAGUAUUGGCAGGUUACAACUGCACUGUCUUUGCCUAUGGACAGACAGGCACAGGUAAAACUUUCACCAUGGAAGGUGAAAGACAUGAUGAUUUGGCAACUUCUUGGGAAAAUGACCCAUUUUCUGGAAUUAUCCCAAGAACUUUGUCGCAUCUUUUUGAUGAAUUGAGAAUUCAAGAGGUGGAAUGCACUGUCCGUGUUUCGUUUAUUGAAAUUUACAAUGAGGAUAUAUACGAUUUGCUCUCUGGAACUGAUGACACAACAAAACUACGUUUGUAUGAUGAUACAACAAAGAAAGGUUCUGUCAUUAUUCAAGGAAUGGAGGAAGUCACCGUUCACAACAAGAAUGAGGUGUACAGCAUUUUAGCAAAAGGCUCACUUAAGCGCCAGACAGCUGCCACGUUAAUGAAUGCUCAUUCCAGCCGUUCCCAUACCAUCUUUUCCAUCACUGUCCACAUCAAGGAGAACACAGAUGACGGCGAGGAGUUGAUGAAGAUUGGCAAGCUGAACUUGGUCGACUUGGCCGGGAGUGAAAAUAUUGGUCGGUCAGGAGCCGUCGAACGCCGAGCUCGCGAGGCCGGUAAUAUCAAUCAAUCGUUGCUGACAUUAGGUCGUGUUAUCACGUCGCUCGUCGAGCGUGCGCCUCACAUUCCAUACAGAGAAUCCAAACUGACACGUUUGCUGCAAGACUCUCUGGGAGGUCGGACUAAAACGUCCAUCAUCGCCACUAUUUCGCCAGCGGCCGCAAACUUGGAGGAGACACUAUCAACCCUCGACUACGCCCAUCGCGCCAAGAACAUCACCAACCGACCCGAGGUCAAUCAGAAGCUUACGAAAAAGGCGCUACUCAAGGAGUAUACGGAGGAGAUCGAGAGGCUUCGCCGAGAUCUGUUGGCAGCCCGCGAGAAGAACGGUGUUUACAUGGCGCAGGAAAACUACGAGCAAAUCACUCGCGAGAUUGAAUUGCAGCGCAAGGAGAUUGUCGAAAAGCUGGAGCAGAUCAAGGCCAUGGAGGAGGAGCAGGCUCGCAAAGAAGAGUCUUGUCAGCAACUUCAGGGUCUCUACGACGAACAACAGACUGUCCUACAUGCCACGGCGGAGGAGCUGAACAGCACCAAACACAAUUUGUCGAUGACUCGUUCCAAAUUGAAACAGACUCGACGCCAACGAGACGAAAAGGGACACGUUGUCCUACAUCAAACUCACACGGAACAGCAACUCGGCUCUCAAGCACGUGAGUUGCUUAAAGUAGCCGAUGUUUCCACUGAUCACGUACGAAAACUCCAUUCGAAACUGGAUCGUAAACGGUCCGUUGAGAAGGAGAAUGAACGACUCAACCAAGAAUUCCGUCAGAGUUUUGCGCAAAACGUGGCACGGAUGGAAGAUAGCCUGGAGAACUUCGUCAAGGAUCACACAAAAUUCCUCGGUGAUGUUGCCGGUAGUUAUGGAACUAUUAUGGCCAAGCAGAGCCGUGAUCUGAGCGUCUUGAGCGAGUUGAUGUCUUCGCUCGUCAAGUCGCAAUCGCAGUUUGCCGAAGGUCUUCGCAAGGCGGCCACGGACAGCACCCACAGCACUCAGGAGUUCACCAAGUCGUUUCUGGGGACGACUAGGACUCAGGUCAACGUCCAAGCCGCCAAUCAGCAUCAGUUUCUCGUUGACAAUUUCUUACCCAAGUUCCAGUCGGUGUCGAAAUCUCUGCAAGAGCAAGGACAGGCCGUCCAGCAGCUGCAGCGUUCGCUGACGGAAGAGCUGCAGCAACAGGCGGACUUGGUUAACGUCCUCUUGACUGAUCAAAAAGACGGAAUGAACCGGUUGAGGCAAGUUGCCCAGCAGUGGGAUCAACAAACAGAAUCGCAUCUGCGACGAAUCAGCGAGCAGCAGACGCUGUCCAGCCAAUCGCUCAGUGAAUUUGACGCUGAAAGCAACAAGCAAAUGCAGAUGCUCAUCAAUCUGGUCAACUCUGUCCAGCAGACCCGCGAGAAUUACAAGACUCGCGUCAACGACACGAGCGCCGAAGUGUCGAACGCCGUGCAAAAGGCGCAGCAAGAGCGCAGCAACUUCUACCACGUCGUCGAGACGACGGCCAACGAUUUUGUGGCCAAGGGCAAAGAUCUUCGCAGUCAGCUGGAAAAUUCCCGUUCAGCUUUGCUGCAAACGGCUACGGUUUCGUUGGAGAAGGGCGUCGGUCGGAUGCAAGAAACGUACAAAACUUGCGCCGUCAUCGAAGGAGAUGUCUCCAGUCACGUGACCGCGUCCCAGGCCGCUUGGCAGGAGCUUUACAGCGCCCAGGAGGCAGAUUUGCGCAAGCAUUCUGAUCACUUGAACGGCGCUUUGCUCAGCCACGCCCACCUUACGACCGAGUCGCUUCAUUCGCUUCACGUGGCCGCCCAGACUCAGGAAGCUUUACUGGAGGAGCAGCGGGCCGAUAUGGUGACGACUGUCCGCGAGCGACGGGACGAUGUGGAAGCCCACGCGUCUUCGAUGAGCGAUUGGAGCUCUCUGCUCUCCACGGAAAUUCGUCAGCGCAACAGCGAUGUCGUCAAAUUCAUUGUGGAAGAUAUGCGUCAAGAUGUCCCUACCGGACAAACUCCUCAGCGAAGAGAAUUUGGAUUCCCGAGAUUCUUGGCCUCGACCUCGCCUCACGAAAGAAUCAUCGAAAGGUUCCACGAAGAGCGCGGGCCGUACAAAACUGACGACGAGGAUGAUGACGCUUCAGAGUUCUCGCAGCUCAGUCGCCGCCACACUGCCGCAGACGCCAGCAAAACGGCUGCCGCAGCUACGACUGUUCAUCGUUCUGUGUCCAUGAACGAUUUGGCUAAUACGGAAAAAUCGGCGUCUCAUCGAUCUUCGAUGUUAAUUCCGCCAGGCGCCAGUAACUUCCGUUCUAGCACCGGUGAGUCUCACGCGAAUCCGAGUCUGCUCCGCACCCUGUCGGUGGAAGGAUCCAUCGACACCAGCCCCAACGCCAGCAAAGAUAAUAAAGAGAAUUUUGCCGUACCACAAGACCCUACUCCAGCCAUUGCAGGAUCGUCGGGAGUUAAAAAGCCCCAGAGACAGCAAUCCGGACAACAAUCAGGCCGUAAAAUCCUCAACGCCCAAAAUACCAAAAGUUCUUAAAAACAGCAAACACAUUUUUAAGUAAACAUUCACGCGUAAAAAAAAAAAAA